Diospyros lotus (date-plum) is the source of this 1478-nucleotide messenger RNA. RefSeq names its product transcription factor bHLH162-like. Gene Ontology annotation, biological process: regulation of transcription by RNA polymerase II. Gene Ontology annotation, molecular function: DNA-binding transcription factor activity, RNA polymerase II-specific; RNA polymerase II transcription regulatory region sequence-specific DNA binding; protein dimerization activity. The coding region runs from base 436 to 1185 and encodes 249 amino acids. NCBI's taxonomy places the organism in Eukaryota, Viridiplantae, Streptophyta, Magnoliopsida, Ericales, Ebenaceae. The record is from RefSeq and is a predicted model, not a curated record. The transcript is spliced from 3 exons. Gene Ontology annotation, cellular component: RNA polymerase II transcription regulator complex.
UUGAUAAUGGACGAGAAUGUCACAUACAUAGAAGGACGUGGAUGUGGAUGUGGUGGCCGGUGAAACCGCGGGGGAGAAGGGUCAAGGGUCAGCUAUAAAUGGCGGCAGCUGGCGUGGCGGCCGCCACGCUGGACGUGGAACCCUACAGUUAGCCUUACAUAUAUAUAUAUAUAUAUAUAUAUACAGAGAGAGAGAGGGAGAGCAGUUGCCAACAGUCAUAUCAGAGUCCCCACUGCAGCUUCUCUAAUUGGGCCAAAUAUUUGUAUGUGGCUUUUCUUCUGCCCCACCUAGUUGACCCUCCCAUUUCCCAUUUGUUUAUGUUCCUUCCCCUCAUCUUCUCUCUCUCUCUCGGAGUACAGUGAGCACUCUCUCUUUGAGAAAUGAAAUGAAGUGAAGGGUUGAAACAGACACUUGCAAUAACCCUAUAAAAGGGGCAUGGGGGAUCUUCCUAAAGCUCUGCUAAUACCAGCAUUUUUAGGGUUUCUCUCUGCUCCUUCUGAUCAGCUGCAGUUCUACUGUUUCUCUCUCUCUCUCUCUCUCUCUCUCUCUCGCUGCAUCUAUCUACCUAUAUAUAGUGUAACUAAGUGGGGAUUGAUGAUGAAGAAAGGCAAUGGGUCUCCAGAGCAUAAGCUUGACAGAAAGGUGGUUGAGAGGAACCGGAGAAUUCACAUGAAAGGUCUUUACUUCAGGCUCUCUUCUCUCCUUCCUCCCCACCAUUUCAAACCCACCAAGGACAUGUCACAGCUAGAUCUGCUGGAUCAGGCAGCUACAUAUAUAAAGCAACUGAAAGAAAGAACAGAUGAAUUAGAGGCGAGGAGAGAAGCAGCAGCUGCAGCCAGUGGGCAGCAAUUGAGGAUAAACAAGAAGAAGAAGAAGAAGAAGAAUGUUGUUUCAGAUGCUGAUGAUGGUGAUGGUAGCAUGAUGUAUGGAUUCAGAGCCCCAGUGGUUGAGUUCAGGGAGCUGGGUUCCAUCAUAGAAGUUGUUCUGAUAAGUGGGUUGAAGAACAAGUUCAUGCUGUGUGAAGUGAUUAGGGUUCUUCAGGAUGAAGGAGCUGAAGUUGUCAGUGCAAGCUGUUGCACCAAGGAAGAUAGGAUUUUCCACACUCUCCAUGCUCAGGUGAAGGUUUCAAGAGUGGGUGUGGAGACUUCAAGGGUAUGCCAGAGAUUGCAGGAAUUGGCUUGCUAGCUAAUUCAUCUCCUUUCUUCAACUUUUGUCAAUAAGUUUAAUUUUACAAGUAAAGAGUAAAGUAUAGAGCCAAAUAAGAUUUAUUGACAUACUUUUGUACCCAACUUUACUCUCUUGCCCAAGAAGAAGAAGAAGAAGAAAUUAUGUCCAAGAAAUUAGAUUCCAACGACUAGAAAUGUAAAAGUUCCCAUCUUUUUGGUUGGUAUUUCUAUUUUGGCAUGUAGUUGAGUGUAUAAAUGCCAAGGGGAGAAGAACAGUUUUCAUUUAUAAAAGAAUGCCAUUGUCACUCUCAA